CUCGGCCCCGCCUCCCGCGGUCGGGGGCUGACCUGAGCGGUCGCCCUCCUCCGCGAUGGCCGCGCCGGUGACGCGGCAGGUCAGCGGCUGCGCAGGCCGGGUCCCGAACCCGACCGGCUCGGACACAGAGCGCGGGCAGCCGCUAGCGGCCGCCGUAGCGGAACUGCCGGUGCUGGACGCGUCUGGGAGACGGGUGACGUUCGGAGCGCUGUUCCGAGAGCGGCGAGCAGUGGUGGUGUUCGUGAGGCAUUUCUUGUGUUACGUCUGUAAAGAGUAUGUUGAAGAUCUGGCCAAAAUCCCCAAGAGCUUCCUCCGAGAAGCAGACAUCACCCUCAUAGUGAUUGGACAGUCAUCAUACCAUCAUAUUGAGCCUUUCUGCAAACUGACUGGAUAUUCUCAUGAAAUCUAUGUUGAUCCUGAGAGAGAAAUUUACAAACGAUUGGGAAUGAAAAGAGGUGAAGAAGUUUCCUCCUCUGGACAGAGCCCCCACAUAAAAUCCAACCUGCUCUCGGGAAGCCUUCAGAGCCUGUGGCGGGCAGUCACUGGCCCACUUUUUGAUUUCCAAGGAGACCCAGCUCAGCAAGGAGGAACCUUCAUUUUAGGUCCAGGUAACAUCAUCCACUUUGUGCACCGAGACAGAAAUAGGUUGGAUCACAAACCCAUAAACUCUGUUUUACAGCUUGUGGGGGUUCAGCCUGUGAACUUCAUGAGCAGACCUACAGUCAUCCACGUGUGACUUAACGUGGCAUCUUCCACUUGUGAAUGGGCCCUUGAAACGUGAACCAAAAUGCCAGGCACCAUGGCUUCAUGGGGUUAUGAAACACAGAGCUUAUGUGCCUAUAAAACUACAUGCUGAGGGGCAUCAUUUGUUAGAAAUGGAAUACACAUUUUAAAUUUUAUAGCUUCUAUAAUUUUAUACAAAAUAUAUAAAAGUCAAAUGUUAUGAAACUAUUCUACCAUUGUUAAUAUCAUUUUAUGAAUAUCCAUUCAAUAAAAGAUUUUUGGCAAUUAAAAUAUAAGAAGGGGGAGCUGGAAAGAUCACUCAGUGGUUAAGAGCACUUGCUUCUCUUGCAGAGGACCCAGGACCCAGGUUUGGUUCCCCAAACCCACAUGGUAGCUCACAAUUAUCUGUAACUUCAGUUCUAGUGGGUCCAACACCUUAUGGCCUGGGGUGCUAGGUGCACAUGUGGUGCACAUGCAUACAUGUAGGCAAACACUCAUAUACAUAAAACAAAUCUUUUAAGAAAUACAUACAUGUGUGUGUGUAGGGAAGGGAAGCAAAGAAGGGGCCAGAUAUGACCCACAGGCUUGUAAUCCUAGCCCUGAGAAAUGGAGACUAGAGUCUGGCCUGAGCUAUGUAGAGAGAGCCUUUCUGAGAAAAAUAGUUAAUGGAAGAGAGGAAUGCAUAAAGGGAAAGAAAAGCAACUCAAGAAAGUUAUUCUGUAAACAGUAUAGCCACAGAUGUAUAAGUACAUUUUGUUUGUUUGUUGCUUGGAGAAAAAGUGGUAAUAAACCCAGAGCAACACUGCCAAUAGGCCUGUGUGUGUGUGUGUGUGUGUGUGUGUGUGUGUGUGUGUGUGUGUGGUGAAAGUAUAGGCAUUCCUGCUUGGUUUCCCCACACUCUCGCAUAAGCUUGGCUGAGUUGGGGGUGGGUCAGGAAAGAAUCUUUAAACAUUAAAGUGAAAAUGCCUGCCUACAUGAAAUGCCUGCCUACAUGAAAUGCCUGCCUACAUGAAAUGCCUGCCUACAUGAAACUUCCUUGGAGGAGCAGGUGAUUUCCUUGCACACAGGUCGCCUCCUAAAUGAGGAUUCAUUGAACCUCUUACAGAAUGCCUGCUCAGCACACGCCUACUACCUAUUGCCCUGGGAUUGUUUUGGUAGAAUAAGUUGAAGGAGAUACUUGGUUUGGUUUGGUUUAGGGACUGUGCUGGGAAUAAAAAAACAAAGUUUUUAUGCAUGUGAGCACAUUCUGUUAUCACUGACAUGUUUUCCUCAGCCCUGAUCAUAUUUUAAAUACCUAGGACAGAGGGUACCUAGAAUAUAUAUAACUCCAGAGUCUUAGAAUAUAUAUAACUCCAGAGUCUUUUCCUGGCAGUGCACUCGUACACAUGUACAUACACAUUCUGCUUUUUAAAAGACAAUAUUAAGAUUUAUUUUAACCGGGCGGUGGUGGCGCAUGCCUUUAAUCCCAGCACUUGGGAGGCAGAGGCAGGGGGAUUUCUGAGUUCGAGGCCAGCCUGGUCUACAGAGCGAGUUCCAGGACAGCCAGGGCUACAUGGAGAAACCCUGUCUCAAAAAAAGAAAAAAAAUAUAAAAAAAUUUUGUGAUGAAAAUGCAUGCUGUCUGAUUGAUUGAGUAUAUUAGCCCACACCUAUGAUCUCAGCACAGGCAGGGGCAGUAAGACUGGGGUAGAUACUGACUUCCAGGCCAGUCUGCGCUAUAGAUAGUGAAAUUGUGUCUCAAAAAUAAAAAGUGUGCAACCAGAUAUGGUGGUGCAUGAGGAGGCAGAGGCAGGAGGGUCUCUGUGAAUUCCAAGAUAGCCAAGGGCUAAAUAGAGAAAUUGUCUCAAAAACAAAACAAUUAAAGACAAAUGUGCUUGGGUUAGGUCAUACAUUUGUAAACCGGCUUUUUCUCACUCCAGAUUUGUCUUAGUUAGGAAACUAUUUUCAUAUUUUACCUUUCAAAAAUCUUUUGUCCCAGAAAUGCUCAUGACACGUAUCAUAAAAUCAAACCACUGGUAACCCUUAGUAUCUGUAGUACUAGGACCUUAUGCUUCAUCCAAAACAUUAAGUCACAAAACUAUUUUAAUGUAUUUUUACACAAGUAUAUACGGACAGUCGUAUUUUUAAAUCAAUAAAAAAAUGAAUAUUUUCAGAA
Molecule: messenger RNA, 2877 nt
Organism: Mastomys coucha (southern multimammate mouse)
Lineage: Eukaryota; Metazoa; Chordata; Mammalia; Rodentia; Muridae
Gene: Prxl2c
Product: peroxiredoxin like 2C
Exons: 6
Coding region: 56-736 (226 amino acids)
Source: RefSeq, a predicted model, not a curated record